GAAUCCAUCUUGGUGGGUUUUGGUCCAAAGCUACCAGGUGAUCUCUCGAAGGUUUUGAUAAAUGACAAACGCAACACUGAACGAAAAUUUAUUUUCGGUUCAAGAAAGCAAAAGAGACACAUCAAGAAAUUUACAACGUCAAUAUUUCGGCAUUCAAGUCUCUACGCAAGAUUUCGAAGAAUCAUGUUUGGAACAACUAGAUACGGACAAAUGUCCUUCAUCAUCUCGCCAAUUGAUUGAUUCUUACUGUCACUGCAUUAUUCACACCAUUAAUCGAUUAUUUCACUUGUAAAAAUCGAUUUUUUCUCCUAGCUCAGAUCUGGCUUUUCGCCCAGAAUUUUAAUCGAUUUUCUCAAUCUUUGAAAAAUCAAUUUCCCUCUUGAGAAGUAGGUAGUGUGAAUUGACUCCACUCCUCUCAUAUUGGGUCUGCCCAUUGUUGAUUGAUGCAUGGAAGUAAGAGUGUAAGACACCUAUAUAUUUCACAACAUAUUUUCCUUCAAUUGGUGAGAUUAGAUCAGAAAAAUGGAUUCAAUCAGCUCAUGUGGAGUGCUCUUUCUCUUCUUGGCACUAUACACUCUCCACUCACUCCUAAGAACCAUCACAAAAACCAAGCACAAAAAGAAGCUCCCACCCGGGCCUUCCAUUUUUACCCUCAUCUCCAACCUCUCGGACCUGUUCCACAAGCCGCAGCAGACACUGGCGAGGCUCGCGGAGGAGUACGGCCCGGUAAUGCGGGUGCAAAUUGCCGGCCGGGAGACGACCGUAAUAGUCUCCUCGGACGACAUGGCGAGGGAGAUCCUCCACACCCAUGACGCCCUGUUCUCCGACCGCUCCGUACCGGACGUCACGACCGCUCACGACCACAACUUGUCCAGCCUGGUUUUCCUCCCGGUCUCGCCGCUCUGGCAAGACCUGAGGAAAAUCUGUCAUCAGAGGUUGUUCUCCAACAACACUCUUGACCGCAGCGAAAACCUCCGGCGCAAGAAGUUGCAAGACCUUCUCGGCGACAUGCACCAGAGCAGCAUCAAAGGUGAGGUGGUGGAUGUGGGAAGGGCAGCAUUCAAGGCCUGCAUCAACUUCCUCUCUUACACAUUCGUCUCCCAAGACUUCAUCGUCAAGUCGGCGGUGGACGACGACGGCGAGUUCAAAGAUUUGGUGUCCACUCUCCUGAAAGCCACCGGAACGCCGAACGUGGUCGACUUUCUCCCCGUGCUGAAGAUUUUCGACCCGCAGGGCGUCCGGAGGCACACCGCCUCCUACCUCACCCGGUUUUUUCGGGUGCUGGACCGCCUCAUCGAUGACCGGGUGAGGGAAAGAGAAGGGGAAAGUUACUUGAGUAACAAUGAUAUGUUGGACACUUUGUUGGACAUUUCUCAAGAGGAUAUCAAGAGGAUGGAUAGGAAGAAGAUUAGACACUUGUUGCUGGAUUUACUGGUGGCGGGAACAGAUACAACAGCUUAUGGACUAGAAAAGGCACUGAGCGAACUAGUCCACAACCCAGAGGUAAUGUCAAAAGCCAAGAGAGAAUUGGAGCAAACCAUCGGAUUGGGGAAGGCAAUGGAGGAAUCGGACAUCGGGCGCCUUCCCUACUUGGAAGCCGUGGUCAAGGAGAGCCUGCGGCUACACCCGCCCGCCCCGCUUUUGCUCCCGCGAAGGGCCAAAACGGAUGUCCUAGUUCCUGGAGGGUACACUAUCCCUCGAGGCGCCCAAGUCCUCAUCAACGAGUGGGCCAUCGGGAGGAGCGAAACCGCAUGGGAGGACGCGAACUCGUUCCUGCCCGAGCGGUUUUUGGGGUCGGAGAUUGAUGUCAAAGGCAGGCAUUUCAAGCUGACCCCGUUUGGGAGCGGUCGUCGCAUCUGCCCGGGCUCCCCGCUCGCCAUUAGGAUGAUGCAUUUGAUGCUGGGGUCACUGAUCAACUCUUUUGAUUGGAGGCUUGAGGGCAAUAUGGAUCCCAAGGACAUGGACUUUGAUAAGCCCCUCAGAGCCAUUCCCAUUUCAGUGAAGUGCUAGUUAACUGUACUACUGCAUGCAUGUUGUGUUGUUCUUCCUCAGGGGGAUUGAAUUUAGUUAUUGUGAAUUUGGCCAAUUCAAUGAGGACCUAUCAAGUUAUUACCAAUUGAAUUGAAGCUUGUUCUAAUAAAGUUUAAGUUAUUACCAAUUGAAUUGAAGCUUGUUCUAAUAAAGUUUAGCCUUUUGU
This is a messenger RNA of Cuscuta campestris, 2197 nucleotides long. Lineage: Eukaryota; Viridiplantae; Streptophyta; Magnoliopsida; Solanales; Convolvulaceae. The record is from the annotation of a GenBank genome assembly.